Otolemur garnettii (small-eared galago) is the source of this 2322-nucleotide messenger RNA. It is a transcript of the gene LIN9, whose product is annotated as lin-9 DREAM MuvB core complex component. Gene Ontology annotation, biological process: regulation of transcription by RNA polymerase II; DNA-templated transcription; regulation of cell cycle. NCBI's taxonomy places the organism in Eukaryota, Metazoa, Chordata, Mammalia, Primates, Galagidae. The record is from RefSeq and is a predicted model, not a curated record. Gene Ontology annotation, molecular function: DNA binding. The coding region runs from base 1 to 1710 and encodes 569 amino acids. The transcript is spliced from 14 exons. Gene Ontology annotation, cellular component: nucleoplasm; transcription repressor complex.
AUGCACCGCGGAGAGCAGCCUUUGAAAAAGCGGCGCGGCUCGUUCAAGAUGGCGGAGCUCGACCAGUUGCCUGACGAGAGUUCUUCAGCAAAAGCCCUUGUCAGUUUAAAAGAAGGAAGCUUAUCUAACACAUGGAAUGAAAAGUACAGUUCUUUACAGAAAACACCUGUUUGGAAAGGCAGGAAUACAGGCCCUGCUGUGGAAAUGCCUUUCAGAAAUUCAAAACGAAGUCGACUCUUUUCUGAUGAAGAUGAUAGACAAAUAAAUACAAGGUCACCUAAAAGAAACCAGAGGGUUGCAAUGGUUCCACAGAAAUUUACAGCAACAAUGUCAACACCAGAUAAGAAAGCAUCACAGAAGAUUGGUUUUCGAUUACGUAAUCUACUCAAGCUUCCCAAAGCACAUAAAUGGUGCAUAUAUGAGUGGUUCUAUUCAAAUAUAGAUAAACCACUUUUUGAAGGCGAUAAUGACUUCUGUGUGUGUCUAAAAGAAUCUUUCCCUAAUUUGAAAACAAGAAAGUUAACAAGAGUAGAAUGGGGAAAAAUCAGGCGGCUUAUGGGAAAACCACGGAGAUGUUCUUCUGCAUUUUUUGAGGAAGAGAGAUCAGCAUUAAAACAGAAACGGCAGAAAAUAAGGCUGUUACAACAGAGGAAAGUUGCAGAUGUUUCACAAUUUAAAGAUCUCCCAGAUGAAAUCCCUUUGCCUCUGGUUAUUGGAACCAAAGUUACAGCACGAUUACGUGGUGUUCAUGAUGGUCUGUUCACUGGACAAAUAGAUGCUGUGGAUACUCUUAAUGCUACUUACAGAGUAACUUUUGACAGGACUGGACUUGGAACCCAUACUAUCCCUGACUAUGAAGUUCUUAGUAAUGAACCUCAUGAGACAAUGCCAAUUGCUGCCUUUGGACAAAAACAGCGGCCUUCUCGAUUUUUUAUGACCCCUCCACGGUUACAUUAUACUCCUCCUCUCCAGUCACCAAUUACGGAUAAUGAUCCUUUAUUAGGACAAUCACCUUGGAGAAAUAAAAUUUCUGGCUCUGACACUGAAACAUUAGGUGGUUUUCCAGUAGAAUUUCUUAUCCAAGUGGUAAGUACUGUUUCGUAUAUUCUUUUAGCUAUUUAUCUUUUCACUGAAAUUGUAUCACCAAAACAAGAAACAAAAAAUACCCUUAUCAAGGCCUGUUUAUUUUUUUCUUCACAGAAAUCAUAUUCCAUGCCCAUUGGCAUUGAAUUUCAGAGGAGAUAUGCGACAAUUGUUCUAGAGCUUGAACAGCUAAACAAGGACCUAAACAAAGUUUUGCAUAAAGUUCAACAGUAUUGCUAUGAGCUUGCUCCAGACCAGGGCCUCCAGCCUGCAGAUCAGCCAACAGACAUGAGGCGAAGGUGUGAGGAAGAGGCACAGGAAAUAGUCCGGCAUGCAAAUUCCUCAACAGGACAGCCCUGUGUUGAAAAUGAAAAUCUGACAGACUUAAUCUCCAGGCUUACAGCUAUUUUAUUACAAAUUAAGUGUCUAGCAGAAGGAGGAGACCUGAAUUCCUUUGAAUUCAAAUCACUUACAGAUUCAUUAAAUGAUAUCAAGAGUACAAUAGAUGCUUCUAAUAUCAGUUGCUUUCAGAAUAAUGUAGAAAUCCACGUUGCACAUAUUCAGAGUGGCCUGAGCCAGAUGGGAAACCUACAUGCCUUUGCAGCAAAUAACACCAACAGAGACUGAAUAGAAGAUUUCCUUAUUUCAGCUGCACAGGGGCGUUGUUUUUGAGAAGUGCUUUUCCUUUAUAUAGGCUUCCAACACCAAAUAACCUAACUGAUGGAAAACAAGGGAAAUUUAUCUCCAAAUAAGGCAUUUUAAUAUUCUGUACUGCUUCUUAAACCAGCAUUGCUGACCAGCAUACUUAUUUUUCUUUUAUUAUUUAGAUGCUGUAGCAUUGCUUAUGUUACGUACAUUUAUUAGCAAGUAUUUUUAAACUGAAAAUGUCUAAACAUAAUUUUGUGGAAGAAUACAUUGACCAUUUUUUUUAACGUGCAUGAAUUCAACUCAACACAUGCAGACAACUGCUACAAUGGAGAACAUGAAAAAACAUGGUCUCUUUGUGCAUAUUGGUGGCAGUGUGGAGAUUCCAUCUGGAAAAUUACAACUCCUGUUGAUUUAAUUGAUCACCAUCUCAGUCUUCAAAGCAUAACAUUAUAAGAUAUGGGAAGUCCGAGUUUUAAGGAAGCCACUGAAAUAUAGAUGGGAAAUAAGGACUUUACAAGUAUAUGUGACAUAUACUUGCAAUGUGACAUGGUUCUAUAUAUCAUUUUAUAAUAAUAUUUUAAUUUAUCAUAA